This is a messenger RNA of Trypanosoma theileri, 399 nucleotides long. RefSeq names its product putative DNA-directed RNA polymerase subunit. Gene Ontology annotation, molecular function: DNA-directed RNA polymerase activity; DNA binding. Bases 1 to 399 code for a protein of 132 amino acids. The transcript has a single exon. Gene Ontology annotation, cellular component: RNA polymerase II, core complex; RNA polymerase III complex; RNA polymerase I complex. The record is from RefSeq and is a predicted model, not a curated record. Gene Ontology annotation, biological process: DNA-templated transcription. NCBI's taxonomy places the organism in Eukaryota, Euglenozoa, Kinetoplastea, Trypanosomatida, Trypanosomatidae.
AUGAUUCACUCAGAAAUUGUGGGUGAGGAGGAGGAUGAGCUAACAUCUGUUGCAACGUGUUCCCGAAUCACUCCAGUGGAAGAGAGGAGGAGUAGCGUCUAUUUGACGAAAUAUGAAGUGGCACGCAUUGUUGGCGAGAGGGCACGUCAAAUUGUGAACGGUACCUCAAUGUUUUUGCACAAUCGAAGUAAUGCAGGUGAACGAAGUGCGUUGGAGUUGGCGGAGCGUUGUACUGAUCCACAUUCUUCCUUGGUAGACCCUGUUUUUAUUGCGAAAAAUGAUCUCUUGCAGGGAAGAAUACCCAUGAUAGUUCGAAGGACUUGGCCGGAUGGAAGAUCAGAAUAUAUCCCAGUUUCUGAGCUCCUUGUUGAUAAAGCUAUGCUAGAUCUACAAAAAUAA